Messenger RNA from Manis pentadactyla (Chinese pangolin), 3558 nucleotides. RefSeq names its product transmembrane emp24 domain-containing protein 9-like. Lineage: Eukaryota; Metazoa; Chordata; Mammalia; Pholidota; Manidae. The transcript is spliced from 2 exons. The coding region runs from base 697 to 990 and encodes 97 amino acids. The record is from RefSeq and is a predicted model, not a curated record.
AUUCAGUUAAUGCACUCCUAAGUGAUUAGAACAGUGCUUGGCACAUUAGAAUGAAAGAUACCACCACCAUCAUCAUUUCUGAAUAACCAAUGAGUAUUACCACCAGGCACUAGAGGUGGAGGACUUCAUCCCAUCGCCUGGACUGGGCAACAGCUUCAUAGUGACAUGUUGGGGUCUACACUGCUCUACCCAAGGCACUCUGAGCUUGAAAUUCUUGAGACUUGCUUUUCCUGGGCCCCCAUCCUGUCGUGUUGGCCCCAUUCUCUCAGCUCCCUUUCCUUUUCCAGCUGCAUUGCUGCCGCCUUCUUGUACCCUCCAGGCACACUCACAACCUCCUCUUUUUCGUCCCUAGUGCACAGGGAAGGACACUGGAUGAAGCACCCUCUCCCCCCAGCUCCCUCUGUCACUGACCUGGCACCUCCUGGGCCCUCAGUGAUUCAGCCCAAUUACCUCUUGCCUCCACGUUCCCAUAACUCUGUUCCCCUAGUCCCUUAACUGGCUUACUGGCUGUUAGGAAAGCCGAGGUCCCCUCCUGAAAUUGUUCUUUCCUGUCGCCCAGAGGGAGAUUUUAACCAUCUUUGAGGGCUUGGGUAAAUCUGUCCCUUCCCUGCAAGUUGCAGAGGUCAAGCCCCUUGCCCCACUGGCUGCAGCUCAGCCGCUCCACCCCCAAGACGGGCUAGCAGCCCCACACCUAGGAUGAGGCGCUCGGGUCCGCAGGCCCCGCGCAGAGGCCGGCAGCUCGCCUGGGAAGGUGGCGGGGUCCCUGCGGGGCGCCAGGCGCUGGGCCCGAGGCGGGCCCGGGCGGGGAUGCGGCGGAGUGCGGGCCCCGGACUGGCCCUGUCGCUGCUGCUGGCGCUGGUGGGCCGAGGGGGCGCGUUCUACCUCGAGGUCCGUGAGCUGGAGGAGAAGUGCUUCAUCCAGGAGAUCCCCGAUGGCACCGUGGUCACAGGUGACCAGCUGCUUCAGGAAAGACCAGACCUUUCAUGGUAAUACGAUUCCUGUUUGCUGGUUAUUGGAUUAGCCAUGUUCUGCCUAAGAGACAUAAGGAUGUUUAUUCCUGGGACUUCUUGGAAAGUUCUCUCUCUCUUAAAAAGGGACAUUAGGUGGGGGCAUGUAUCUUUCAUGCCUUUAUCUGGUGCUGGAGCUGCAACCAAGAGAGAAGUGGUGAAUACUCGAAGGAUGGGAGAGUGGUAAGCUGGACAGAUUCUGGACUACUGAGGGCAUUGGUGCACAGUGUUGAAAUACUCAACCCUAGGAGCUACCCUGCCCCUAGACUUAUUGCUGUAUGUGAUGAUAAAUGUCCUUAUUUUGGGCCUUUUUGCUUGGGUUUUUCUGUUACUUGAAGUCAAAAAAGCAUCUAACUAGUACUAAAUGUCAAAGAUGAGCCAGAAUUGUACUAAGCACUUCAUCUGAAUUAAAGUAAUAUAAUCUAAGUAAAUCCCUGUAAUAACACUGUGAUAUAGGUGUUCUAAUCAUAUAUAUUUUACAGAUGUGGAAAUUAAAGUAUAGGGAAGUUAAAUCCUUGCACAAGUCCACACAACUAUGAAAUGGUAAAAACAAGGAUUAAAACUUCAGGUUUAGCUAAUGCUAAAGAUAACUUGAAAUCACUUGUAAAUAUUUCAUACCUUCCCUACUUUUCAUUUUUCUUUGAAGCACUUGUAAAAAACAGAGUCACAGUCUUUCACCUUGAGUGACCAGAAAUUUCCAGGGUUAUGCAAAAGUAUUAGUGAAUGUAGAAUCUGAUUAACCUUAUAAUUUACUGCUGUGUAACAUUAGGCAAGUCUUCUGUUGUAUUACAAUGAAUAUAUUCCAUAUCCUUACUAGACACUAGGAAUACAAGUGUUUAGGUUAUUUAUCAAAAAAGAAUGGGAGGAGUAACAAUAAACCAAUAGAAAGAGAAAUCAGGAAAACAAUUCCAUUCACAACUGCAUCAAAAAUAAUAAAAUACCUAGGAAUAAACCUAACCAAAGAAGUGAAAGACCUAUACCCUGAAAACUAUAAGACACUCUUUUAAGAUAAAUCAAAGAGGACACUAACAAAUGGAAACUCAUCCCAUGCUCUUGGCUAGGAAGAAUUAAUAUCGUCAAAAUGGCCAUCCUGCCCAAAGCAAUAUAGAUUUGAUGCAAUCCCUAUCAAACUACCAACAACAUUCUUCAAAGAACUGGAACAAAUAGUUCAAAAAUUCAUAUGGAAACACCAAAGGUCCCGAAUAGCCAAAGCAAUCCUGAGAAGGAAGAAUAAAGUGGGGGGGAUCUCACUCCCAAACUUCAAACUCUACUACAAAGCCAUAGUAAUCAAGACAAUUUGGUACUGGCACAAGAACAGAGCCACAGACCAGUGGAACAGAAUAGAGACCCCAGACAUUAACCCAAACAUAUAUGAUCAAUUAAUAUACAAUAAAGGAGCCAUGGACAUACAAUGGGGAAAUGACAGUCUCUUCAACAGAUGGUGCUGGCAAAACUGAACAGCUACAUGUAAGAGAAUGAAACUGGAUCACUGUCUAACCCCAUACACAAAAGUAAAUUUGAAAUGGAUCAAAGACCUGAAUGUAAGCCAUGAAACCAUGAAACUCUUAGAAAAAAACAUAGGCAAAAAUCUCUUGGACAUAAACAUUAGCGACUUCUUCAUGAACAUAUCUCCCCACGCAAGGAAAACAAAAGCAAAAAUGAACAAGUGGGACUGCAUUAAGCUGAAAACUUCUGUAUAGCAAAGGACACCAUCAAUAGAACAAAAAGGUACCCUACAGUAUGGGAGAAUAUAUUCAUAAAUGACAGAUCCGAUAAAGGGUUAACAUCCAAAGUAUAUAAAGAGCUCAUGCACCUCAACAAACAAAAAGCAAAUAAUCCAAUUAAAAAUGGGCAGAGGAGCUGAGCAGACAGUUCUCCAAAGAAAUUCAGAUGGCCAACAGACACAUGAAAAGAUGCUCCACAUCGCUAGUUAUCAGAGAAAUGCAAAUUAAAACCACAAUGAGAUAUCACCUCACACCAGUAAGGAUGGCUACCAUCCAAAAGACAAACAACAACAAAUGUUGGUGAGGUUGUGGAGAAAGGGGAACCCUCCUACACUGCUGGUGGGAAUGUAAAUUAGUUCAACCAUUGUGGAAAGUAGUAUGGAGGUUCCUCAAAAUGCUCAAAAUAGAAAUACCAUUUGACCCAGGAAUUCCACUUCUAGGAAUUUACCUAAGAAUGCAGCAGCCCAGUUUGAAAAAGACAUAUGCACCCCUAUGUUUAUCACAGCACUAUUUACAAUAGCCAAGAAAUGGAAGCAACCUAAUUGUCCAUCAGUAGAUGAAUGAAUAAAGAAGAGGUGGUACAUAUACACAAUGGAAUAUUAUUCAGCCAUAAGAAGAAAACAAAUCCUACCAUUUGCAACAACAUGGAUGGAGCUAGAGGGUAUUAUGCUCAGUGAAAUAAGCCAGGCAGAGAAAGACAAGUACCAAAUGAUUUCACUCAUCUGUGGAGUAUAAGAACAAAGAAAAACUGAAGGAACAAAACAGCAGCAGACUCACAGCACCCAAGAAUGUACUAACAGUUACCAAAGGGAAAGGAACUGGGGAGA